Molecule: messenger RNA, 909 nt
Organism: Danio rerio (zebrafish)
Lineage: Eukaryota; Metazoa; Chordata; Actinopteri; Cypriniformes; Danionidae
Source: RefSeq
AUGAAACGCAGCUUCAGUGGAUCCCCACUGAAAGCACGCACAGGGGGAUCGUCUGAGUCAAACGAAUGCCUCAGUGGAAUGGGGAGCUUCGGUGCGGCUUCGAGGGUCUCCGUAACCAGACCAAACGCAGACUCAGGGGUGCAGUUAGAGAUACCUUUAGAUGUGGUCGAGGAGAUCUUGCUGAACCUGCCCGCUCAUCAGGUGGUGCGAGUGUGUCGUCUGGUGUGUCCUGAGUGGAAAGAGCUGGUGGACAGUGCUGCACACUGGAGAGAGCGCUGUCGGAGAGAGGGGAUUCAGCCCUGUGAUGCUUCCAGACCGCCAGUGGACUGGUGCCAGUUUUACAUCCUAAAUAAGAAUCGACGUAACCUGAUCAAGAAUCCCAAAGCUGAAGCUGGAUUGCAGGGAUGGGAGAUUGCGGGUAAUGGAGAUGCCUGCUGGCUGACAGAAGAAAAUAGAAAACCAUUUCCGGAAAACACAGUCACCAGAUGUUUUGUAUCAUUUAAUGGGUUGUGUUUGAAGCGACAGCUGAUUGAUUUGCAGAAAGAAGGCUACAGUGCUGCUUUCAUGGAUCAACUGCAACCUGACAUUAAAAUCUCAGACUGGUAUACCACAAACACUCAUUACAAAAACCUAUAUCAAGUCAAUAUGCAACUGCUUGAUGAGGAGAUGCAAGCCAUUACUAGUUAUCAUCCGUAUAAAAUGUUUCUGGAAGGGGACAAUUAUCCAUGGUGUGAGAUAACACAUGUCUUCCGAAAUUAUGGACCUGGUGUUCGGUUUAUCCGUUUCACUCAUGGUGGGUUGGGUAAACAGACCCCGAGGGGCCAUAAUGGAAUAAGACUCACUAACAGCAGCGUGGAGAUCUGUCCAGCUGCAGAGAGACGGACUUCAAGGAUGGAAGAUGGUACAUAG